This is a messenger RNA of Schistosoma margrebowiei, 1980 nucleotides long. NCBI's taxonomy places the organism in Eukaryota, Metazoa, Platyhelminthes, Trematoda, Strigeidida, Schistosomatidae. The record is from the annotation of a GenBank genome assembly.
GCCAGACAAUUAGCCAACUAAAAUCUCUGGGAAAAUAAGUCUGCCUGAUUCAUUUAAAAAUCACCAACACACACAUAGGUAUAUCUACAUAGGUGUUGUAAUGUAUGCCUUUAUUCAAAUACUUUGAUGCAGCCUACGCAAUAUUAAUUCCUUUUAUAAAGCACAAUGCAUAUGGAAAAUAUUUCCGUAUAGGAAGACGUGAUAUCCUAGUAACUGCUAUAUAUUUUUUUCUAAAGAAUAUUUGUAAUUAUUACAAAUAAUCGUAGUACUAACGUGAGAUCACUUGGUGAAAGAAAACGUUCAAAAUAUUUGUGUAUUCUGAUUCUUCAUUUAAAUAAUAGAUAAAUCUCAAUAUUAAAAUACAAGGAGAGAAUAUGGAAGGUGCAGCACGUCAUGCUCAAAGAUUAGCUGGAAAUUUUCUUGAAGAUAUGGAAGCAAUACAAAAAGCUUCUCGUGAAAGAGAUAGACGGGCAAUGAGUCAUUUUGAAACUAAUUCUAUUAGUUCAAAUAAUAUUUAUCCACCGCCAAUGGAUUGGGUACCAAGACGUCGAAGUUUAAGCGGAACACCAUUUAGAACUAGCUGUUAUCCAAUGAUUUAUUAUUCUUCAACACAACUUCCCAGAAGAAGAUCACUUUGUGUUCCACGGCGUCGUUAUUCAUUUUCCACUCAGCGAAAUGCCUAUAAUGAACCUAAUAAAGUCACUUUGGUUGGUAAAUCCAUGUCCAACUAUUCUCGUCCAUAUUCCAUAUAUAACAGUGCAGGCAGUAGUUUAUACCAAACUCCAGAAUCAAACGGUUAUUAUCGACCUCAUUUGAGACCAACGAUUUGGCGUGAUUAUGAAGUCAACAGGCCUAUGAACAAUGAAAUUUUACCAACAUCAUACUUACAUGCUAGUUCACCGCCAAAACAACAUAUUUUAUCUCCGAAAGCUAAAGUCUAUAUGAAGUAUCGAUCUCUUCAAAAUUUAAGUAAUCUAUACGAUGGUGCAGAUGAUGAGAACGGUAUGCCACGUGUAAUCCAUACAUCAUAUAGCCGUAAUUUUCCACUGCAUACUAGUCGUUUGGGUUCAGUGCCACCGUCAGCAGUUGGGACGUAUCGUUCAACAAUAACUAGUACAGAUUAUGGAUUGCCACCUGUUGUACAUCGAAAUUACAGAACGAAUCGGUAUAUUUAUGAAACACCUUAUUAUACAUCAACAUAUAGUAAUAUUGAACCUAUAAGAACUACUUAUACAAGUGUUGGACCAAGACGAUAUACAUAUUAUUAUCCAUCAAUUGUUACUACAAGACCAUUGUCGAGUUCAGGUUCGUAUAGUAACUUGUCUAGUGAUAUGCAAGCUGAGCGUAGACGAAUUGAACGUCGUAUGGACAAUUUACUGGAAUACAAAUUGCCCUCACCUGAAUACUACAGGGAAAUGAGGGGAUCCCUACGUGCAUUGAAUGACAAAUUAGAUGUUCAUCGGAAAAUGCUUGAUCGUUACUCCGGAAUUGAUAUGAACGCUACAACUGCAUCAGUACAAGAUCGAAUUGAAUCAAAAUAUCAACAACUUGCAAGCAGAAUGGGCCGUCGAACCACGGCUAUGGGAAGGGAUUAGUGUAUCCUGAAGGUAGUCAGACUUCUGAACUAAGGGGAAGAAUUAAACGUCUUUUGUGUCGUUCCCGACGUGAUCCACAUUAUUAUCGUUAUCUACCAACAGGAGUCGUAUAAAUACUUCAAUGAGACUAUAAUGAAUCCAUAUACUUGAUGUUUGAAGUGAUUAUUAUUAUUAUUAUUAUUAAACUUAUGUUAUAUUAUACCGCAUGCUUAUUCAAAUUAAUAAUCCCUUGAUUUUGUUCUUCAUGUUUUUAUUACUAUCUCUGUUGAACUCCUAUUUUGCCUUUUCUAAUCUGCAUUAUUCUUGUUAUGAUAUUUCCUAGUUAAUAAUUUAAUGAAGAAGAACAGUUUCAGCUUCUUCUGCAACACACAUGUUUAUUCCCAAG